Molecule: messenger RNA, 3524 nt
Organism: Chilo suppressalis (striped riceborer)
Lineage: Eukaryota; Metazoa; Arthropoda; Insecta; Lepidoptera; Crambidae
Source: the annotation of a GenBank genome assembly
CAGAAUUUAACCAAUGUACCGCUGUUCUUUGAAUGGAUGGCGAUGAGAACUUGUUAUUAUUAACCGAGCAUAACCUUUUAUUCCGUGUUUCGAUUUUAUUUUAAUUUCUUAACAAUAGGAACGUGCAUAAAACAGUGUUAAUGUGACGAUUUAGUGUGUUCGAAAGCUAUUUUGACGAUUACAAGGCAAAAAGAUGUUUUGCGUCCAGGAAACGGAGAAUCCUCAUACAGACCCAUUCUCGAAUUCUGACCAGGAUCCUCUGAGUAAUCCCAACCAAUCGGAGUCAAGUGACGAAGAGCCAACCGCCAAAAGACUGAAAACCAGUUACAACAGCCCAUCACUAAACCUGAAAGUCUACCAAAUACCAGCAUUCAACACACCAAAAUCCUUAUCAAUAUUCCCUUCAGCACCAACCACAACACUACCAAAGUUCGUUAACAACCCAUUGAAUUUAGCGAACCCGUUAGCUUUAAAUAGUUCCAUUGUUAACAAUGCGAAUAGUAUCGUUAAAAACCUGCAGUCUCGCUACUCGUUGCCUGCUAAAUUGACGAUAACACCGGUGCAAACUCCACAUAAGACGGACACCGCCGAAGUGGUACGAUAUAAGAAAAAUGGAGAGAUUGCAAAGAAAAGGGGACCGCCUAAAGGUUACAAGAGGAAACCUAAGACAGAUCUUUCUAUGAGUUUGACAAAUGUCUCCAAUGUUGCUCUCCUGCAGGCUCAAAACACAAUAUUGACCAGUUUGUUAGCUGCGUCAAAUACAACGCUAAGUUUGCCAUCUUCGAUGCCCGGCCCAUCUAUUCUACCUCAACUGGUGAUACCUCAAGAACCCAUAAAAGUACCUGAAGGCACGGAACUGUUGCAACUCGAGUUGGACCCCGAAGACUGGUUUCCAGCGGAGCCCUACAAGAUGAUCUUCAGCCGGAAGAAAAAUCCCAAAUGGAAAAGUUUCCCUCACAGAUGCGAGCACUGUUUUAAGGGUUACCGCGUAGUGUCCACAUUGCUGGCCCACGCGGCCGAGCGUCACGGCAGCGUGCCCCGCGAGCUCGCGAUACCGUGCCCCUGUUGUCCGCACGUGUCGACGCGUCGCAAGCAUCACAAAAAGCAUCUGGAGACGCAUGAAGGGAAGAGGCAUAGGAUAUUCUGUCUGUACUGUCUGCCGCCUGCUGACCCGUCGGAGCCGCACGUGAAAGAGUCCCUCAAAUACCCAUUCGACAAGUUCCCUCAGUAUUGGUACGCAUCAGAAGAGUCACUCCGUUUGCACAAGAAACGGAAACAUCCCUACGCCGCCAUGUACAAUUACAACUGGUUUGGUACAUGGCUCGACGGAAUGCCAAACAGCUAAUGAAGACAACAGUAAGUUGCAUUCUGGUAGUUUUUUCAGCAGUUAACCUGGCAACGUUGUUACAUUUUGGUAGUUUCUCAACAGUGGACCUGGCAACAUUGUAACUUUAGUAGUUUCUAACUGAUAAAAAUGUAUAGCUGAACUGUUAAUGAGUAGACGCGUGUCUUGAGCCAUUUGUAAGCAGCUGAUAGAGUAAAUAUUAAUUUGGUUAAUUGUCCAAUUAGCAAUGGACCUGGCAACAGAUCAAGCUAUUUGAUUUUUUCAGUAAUUUUCAACUGGCAACAUUGUAUAAUCAUUUGAAGGUAUGCCUACUGCCCCUGGUUUAGCACAUAGUUCAAUGAAAUGCCCAAAAAGUUUUUAGUAAUUUCUUUGCAAUAAAUCUGCCAACAUUGUUACUUCAGUAGAUUUUAAUUACCAACAUUGUAUAGUAGUUUUAGGAGCUUUUAAGUAGGUUUUAAGGUACGCCUUGUAGUUCUGGCUCAUAAGUUUUAAGCUUAGAAUUAUAAAUAACUUUACAUUUUAUUUAAUAUUAAUUUGAUUAUACAGUUAAUAGUAUUUUAUUGUUUUUGAUCAAAAAACAGACUGCAGACCGUGUUUUAUAGUUAUGUAGGAAUUAUAUGCUGAUCAAAUUAUUAUUUAAAACCUACAAAUUAUAAAUGAUAUGGAAGCAUAACUUUCUAAAUAAAAAGCGAAAACAUGGAGAGAAAACAACAUAAUUUUAACAAAUCAAAUAUCUGCAAAUGAAUUCGGCUAUCCGUUCAUUGGAUAACAUAAUGUUAAACGGAAAUCUCAACCAAUCCCGUGAUCGGCGUGUUGAUCGCAUUUUUUCGCCCCGCCCAUUUGAACGCAGUUUGCGUUGACCCACUUUUUACCGCAUUUCGUAUUCCAUAUCAUUUCUAAUUUAUUGAUUCAAAACCUAUAUAUACAUAAAGUGUGAUAAACAAAAAUGAGAGAUAAUUUUUAAGGAUUAUGUAAACACUACUAAAAUGGUAGUAAUUAUAAUAAUUUUAGUACAAAUAUUAUUUUAAUUUGGAACGAUCAUGAAUACGCGUAUUCUAUUUUAUUAGGAAAAUCUUUUAACUGAAAAAGUAAGGUUUAGUUGUAUUUUUAAUACAAAAAUAUAAGGUUAUUUUAUUUUUAAUUUCCGUCAUCAACCAGUUUUCAACCGACUUCGAAAAGGAGAAGUGUCUCAAUUCGUCAGUGUUUUUUAAUUUAUCAGUUUUUAAAUAUUUAUACAUUUUUCUAGUGCCAGAACAUUUAUACCUAUUAUAUGUAAUAAUAAUUAUAAUGCAUUCCAGUUUUAAAACAAUCUAAAAGACUGGAGCGCGCCUUUCAGUGUUGCUAUGUAACAAAUUAGGCCAGUAAUAUAGUAUUUUUGUAACAUAUACAAACUGUUGGUAAUCAUCACAAUAAUAUUAAUGUAUAACUAACUAUAUUUAUAUAUUAAUGUGUGUCUGUAAUAACGUCUCGACACUUAUUGGCUCACCACAAAACUCAGCUUAAGGUCUAAAUAUUAUUUUAAAUGGAUUUCUUUGUAAAUAUAGACUUUGUGAAGAAUUUUCUUAAAUGGGAUCCGAGUUUGAAUAGAUUUUUGAAGUGAAACUUCUUUCUGAGGAGGUGUAAAUGGAAAAGAUGAAACGGAAAUGCGACACGAGCGUCACACGACUAUAUAUAUGUGUGUGUGUGUGGGAUGUGUGCGCAGUUCUUCGCGACGAGCAUGAAAUCGGCGAAGGCUGAAACACUACCAGCGUCACACGUGAAAAUAUGUAUAUGUAUGUACAGGGUGGACCAACUAGUGACGUCAACAAUUUUUUUUAGAUUCCUCGCACCUGGGGGUAUCCGAAAACACCCCAUAUCAUUUUUCGUAGUAGAUAUUUUGCAGUCUUUUUUUUUGUGCCAUAAUUGUCUUGACUGUUGUUUUAAUAAUAAAGUAACUCAACUUCCUGCAAUUACUUAAAGUUACUCAAAAAGACUUGAAAGUUGGAUCUUUAGUUUUUAGUAGGAUUUACUCAAACCUUGAACUUCAAUACGAAAAUACAAAAAGGAGUUUCCAUAGCUUCUGGCUAAAAUUAAAAACUCCGCAUGCUUCUAAACUACCAAAAAUUAAUUGAAAUUUUUGUAAAAUAACUUUAGCAUGUUGAAUUUUAUAAUAAUUUCGGUGUCACCACUAAGAUUUAAA